This is a messenger RNA of Folsomia candida, 1616 nucleotides long. Its product is annotated as E3 ubiquitin-protein ligase FANCL. Lineage: Eukaryota; Metazoa; Arthropoda; Collembola; Entomobryomorpha; Isotomidae. Gene Ontology annotation, biological process: protein monoubiquitination; interstrand cross-link repair. Gene Ontology annotation, molecular function: ubiquitin protein ligase activity. The record is from RefSeq and is a predicted model, not a curated record. The transcript is spliced from 9 exons. Gene Ontology annotation, cellular component: Fanconi anaemia nuclear complex; nucleus. The coding region runs from base 125 to 1447 and encodes 440 amino acids.
GAAAAGAAAAACUGAGUUGAUAUUAUCUCCACACGAUCUUUCUGUUUUCAUAUCUGAUCCUAUAUAAGCAUGGCACAUUUACUCUUUAGUAGACAAAGACAUUUUUCCUGAUUCUCAUUUUUUCAUGGAGUUCUCAAGUGAGAGCGAGUGUAAACAAUUCCAGUUUGUCAUCUGUGAUCAUCAAUUUAUUUACGUUUGGAAAAUGGAAGGUGAAAUUGAGACUGAAAUGGAAAUUGAUUUCCAAGAAGAUGUUGCCCAUCGUGUUCCUGCUGCUCGGAUAAAGAAAGUGGAUAACAAAUCAAUUCGUGACCAUCAGAUAUUACAAAUUAUGGAAGAAUUUCCUUUGCUGACUUACUGGAAGGAUCAUACUUAUUGGACCGGUUUCAUUCAAGGGCAGAGGCGACUGGUCAGAUUGGCAGUUUCUGCGCCCAAUUUUCCAAGAUGUGACGAUGCGUCAUUCCAAGGUGACAAUGACAGUAUGACAAUUAUCGCCAAUUUUCAAGGGAUGUUGACAUCGAAAGACGGAUUAUUGGUUGAUCUAUUGAGAGAAAUUGAAAUAUAUAUUAAUCAGCACGAUCCAGGGGAUAAAAAUACUGAGAGUAACAGUAAUGGUAGUGAUUUACUAAUAGGAUCAAGUAAUUCAGAUUUUUUAAUGACCAUUUUCAAUGAAUUGGAUUCUAUAGGAGUACAAAAUGUGGAAUUCGUGUCUAAUAAUUUUCGUGAGAUAUCAAUGAAAUAUGUUGAUCACCUCGGACGGAAGCAUGUUGUGAAGUGCACUAUUCCACCCAAAUAUCCACAUGCAACAGUUAAAGUUACUGUUGAUUUGCCCCCACCGUCGAUCGCCGUUCACUGGCCGCAUUCGUUGUCAGAUAUUUUGGAACAAUUCAAAUUUGAAGUUGAUAAAUAUGCGACAUUUUGGAGUGCAAUGGACGAAUUAGACAGUAAAUGUCAAUUAAUUGAUCCCAUACAACCAAAGCGCGGCGAUAUUCAUCGACGAAUAUUAAUGGCUCAAAACAUUGUUAUCAAUCUUAUAUUCAAUCCCUUGUCCCCAAUGGCUUUGCCUGAAAUAAAGUUUUCUGGACCAGAAAAAAAUAUCCUUGGAUUAGAAACAUUGGUCGAUGAACAUUGCAAGGAAUGGUCAGAAGACAAAUCAAUUUUGGAAAACCUCAAAGACAUUACACAGUCUGAAUUCCUUGCAAUAGCUGAUGAAGAAGGAAAUGAAAAUGGCAGUGAUGAUAUCGAAUCACUUUGUGUGAUAUGCUACUCUUUUGAAUUUGAAGGCAACAUUCCAGAAGUUGCUUGUGAUUGUGGUUCCAUGUAUCACGACAAAUGUCUCGGUGAUCUACUUGUGAAUGAUUGUUCCGUAAAAGCCAAAAGGUUUUGUGUGGAUUGUCCAGCUUGUGGAUUGGAAUUAAAAGUUUCAAAGAACCACAAAGCCACAUGGUAGAAAAAAUAAUCAUGCCCGAAGACAAUUAUCAUUCUCAUAUAAAAAUAUCAUAGGCCGGCGUGAGACAUUUUAUGCUGCUUAAGGCCUUUCCCUGUCAUGAAUUUUGCUCCGCUGAAUGAAAUAAAAAAUAAUAAUAAUUACAAUAGAGCGGUAUUACAUACAUACAUAA